This is a messenger RNA of Erigeron canadensis, 1220 nucleotides long. Its product is annotated as D-galacturonate reductase-like. The transcript is spliced from 4 exons. Gene Ontology annotation, molecular function: aldose reductase (NADPH) activity. The record is from RefSeq and is a predicted model, not a curated record. Lineage: Eukaryota; Viridiplantae; Streptophyta; Magnoliopsida; Asterales; Asteraceae. Gene Ontology annotation, cellular component: cytosol. Bases 188 to 1162 code for a protein of 324 amino acids.
GUCCCGGCCCAUUAAUUUUCCUUAUCUAUAUUUUCUUUGUCCCGUUAUUUAAUAUAUGGUGAAAUACUCCAAAGCUAAAAACAAAAAAAUAGUAUCUUUAUAAAUCCUAUAAGAAUUAUCACACAAAAAAACCAGUGUCAUAAAUUCAUAAUCGCUCACACAAUUAACAACCACCAAAAAAAAAAAGAUGAUAACAAUUGCAGAAACCAUGAUAAGCUCUUCAGAUGGUUUUAGGCCCAUUCCGGUAAUUGCAAUGGGCACAGCAACCGAAUUAAGCAUUGGUGGCAUCGAAAUGGUGAAACCAUCGACUAUACUUGAAGCCAUUAAGUUGAGUUAUCGUCACUUUGACACUGCCGCACUCUACCAAACUGAGAAGCCACUUGGGGAAGCAAUCGCGGAAGCUUUGAGGUCGGGUCUUAUAACGUCUCGAAAGGAGCUUUUUAUAACGACCAAACUGUGGUGCGACUCUACUGACCGCCAUCUUGUUUUACCGGCUAUUAAGAAGAGUCUUGAGAAUUUGGGACUAGAUUAUGUAGAUUUGUAUCUCAUACAUUGGCCAUUGAAGCUGAACAUCGAGAAAUUUGAACUCCCGAUCCCAAACGAAUGCAUAACUGCAAUUGAUAUCAAGGGAGUCUGGGAUGCAAUGGAGGAGUGUCAAAAUCUUGGACUUACCAAAUCUAUCGGCGUCAGCAAUUUCUCUCCUAAAAAGAUACAACAAAUUCUUUCAUUUGCCAAAAUUCCUCCUGCCGUCAAUCAGGUUGAGAUGAACCCAAUUUGGCAACAAAAAAAACUCGUUGCAUACUGUAAGGAGAACGGCAUCCUUGUGACCGCUUACUCCCCGUUAGGUGCAGUAGGCAAUAGUGGAUGGGGACACAACCGUAUUAUGGAAUGUGAUGUUCUACAAGACAUUGCCAAGUCAAAAGGAAAGACUGUGGCACAGAUCGCGCUGAGGUGGCUAUACGAGCAAGGUGUAAGUAUUGCCGUAAAGAGCUUCAACACAGAAAGGAUGAAACAGAACAUUAGUAUCUUUGACUGGUCAUUGACAAAGGAGGAACGGAGCAGAAUUGACCAAAUACCUCAACACAGGCAUAUCUAUCUACUCGGCUUAAUGGUGCUUGAGCAUAAUGAUGUAACGGCUGAGAUCGAUGCAGAGCUUCAUUGAUAAAGUUGUAUGCAUAGUGGAUUGAGAUUCUCUAAAGUUGAUAACAACUUUACUAGUA